AUGACAUGGCUCGGCCGACGUUCUGAGUUCUCUCGGGUUUUGCAUCUCCACCAUACCCCUCGGGUCUACAUGGGAAAUAACGCGUGUAAGACUGCCGAAUGGUUGGUUGUUGGCACCCGCCUCAACCUCGAUGAGCAUGAGCACGAGUUGAGUGUCUGCCUAGGCAUACUUGACUGGGUGAAGUACACGCAGAUGAUAUGUCAAGUACCCAAACCUAGCUUCGCGCAUUCCCCCGCUGAACCCGCCUCACAAGUAGUAUCCCAAGACCCUUGGUGCAUAGUAUAUGCAGCAAGCUUCCAGGCCCACCGAACCAGGGCGAACGUUUUGGUCGUGAACCCGACCUGCCUUGCCUCUAAACAAGAGCGCGCAACUACGAAUAGCCCCGUCUCGGCCUACCAACUGUGGCUGCAGCAUCCACAAGAAGCCUUUCAGUUUAUUCGUCCUAUCAAAUUUUCGACGCAACAACGUCGUGGAUGCGUGGAAUAUAGGCUCAUAGGCUAG
Molecule: messenger RNA, 501 nt
Organism: Fusarium venenatum
Lineage: Eukaryota; Fungi; Ascomycota; Sordariomycetes; Hypocreales; Nectriaceae
Source: RefSeq, a predicted model, not a curated record